Paramecium tetraurelia is the source of this 294-nucleotide messenger RNA. RefSeq lists its product as uncharacterized. NCBI's taxonomy places the organism in Eukaryota, Ciliophora, Oligohymenophorea, Peniculida, Parameciidae. The transcript has a single exon. The record is from RefSeq and is a predicted model, not a curated record.
AUGGGAUAGAUCUGUAAAUUGCCUUCAGUAACUGAGUCAAUUUAAUAUGAGGAUUCAAACGAUAAAGGACCUCAAACUUAAGAUUAAUAACAAUAGGAGUAAAUUUUGAAUAGCAAUCAGUUGAAUACAGUACCAAAUUAAUAUUCAUUAUAACUAUCAUGUAAUUAGGAAUUUGGGAUUCCUCAAUUUGGAUAAAAGAUGCAUUCUCUUCAAGAUAGUUGUUUCACACCUGAGUUCUUGGGAAUCAGUUAACCAUUUUAAUAAUAAGUGAAUAUAUAUUAAUAAUAAUUUUGA